Rhinopithecus roxellana (golden snub-nosed monkey) is the source of this 3824-nucleotide messenger RNA. It is a transcript of the gene ZNF154, whose product is annotated as zinc finger protein 154. Gene Ontology annotation, cellular component: nucleus. Gene Ontology annotation, molecular function: RNA polymerase II cis-regulatory region sequence-specific DNA binding; DNA-binding transcription factor activity, RNA polymerase II-specific. Lineage: Eukaryota; Metazoa; Chordata; Mammalia; Primates; Cercopithecidae. Gene Ontology annotation, biological process: central nervous system development; regulation of transcription by RNA polymerase II. The transcript has 3 exons. The record is from RefSeq and is a predicted model, not a curated record. The coding region runs from base 1814 to 3238 and encodes 474 amino acids.
ACGGGGUUUCUCCAUGUUGGUCAGGCUAGUCUCAAACUCCUGACCUCAGGUGAUCCACCCGCCUCAGCCACCCAGAGUUCUGGAAUUACAGGCGUGAGCCACUGCAUCUGGCCUAGAAGGGUUAAUCUUUAGGCAUGGUGGUAUAGGUUAUUUGGUCAGGAAGGGCAGAGUGGGGGCUAAAGACCAGGCCUUUUGGUUGGAUAAGUGGGUGAUGUUCUUGGGCUUUCUAACCAGAGGUAAGGGAGGUUAGUGGCUAUGGAGGUAGGGUGUUUGGAGAGGAUAGUUGGGCAGGUGGCAUACGCUUUCAAGGAAAGAGUGGAUGUAAGGUGAAUGCAGAGGCAUAGGUGUAUUUGAGGCAAAUGGCUGUCCUUUUUUUCCUUAGUGCUUAUUCAGCAUUCUGCGGAAUCACCAGGAUUUUUUGAUGACUUUGAUGGGGCUGGGAGUGUUUUAUUCAACCUGGAGGAUAAGGCCAGGUGCCAGUGUGGUCAUCUGUGACAGUCACUUGGCCUCGGGCAGGUGAUCAGUGGAGCUAGUCUUUGAGUGUUAAGUGGACAGAAGGAGGUUGUCACUGCCAAGGGGAUAGCAAGUACAUCACAGAAGUAUAAUACGGCCAUGGGUAUCUGAGAUGCACAUGUGGUUCUGGUGGCCUAAGUCUAAGGCAAAAAAUGGAGCCAGCCAGGGAGCCUUCAUAGGAUUUGGGGCUGCUACCACUAGUGGAUGCCCUGGGAGAUCUAGGGUAGUAUUAGAUCCUGUUUGAAUUUGUCAAGCAUAUCCUCGAUGCUGUGUGCUAAGUUAUGGUGUAAAGUCUAAAAUUAAGGCCCAGUAUGACCUCUGGUAAAAUCAGGGUGACAUCAAACGGCGUGAGUACAAGUUUCCCUCCCUACUCUUCUCCCAGACAGACAACCCUUUUUAUCAAGGGGACCAGGCACAGUUUCUGCCUAUCACUUUGUAGCAGAUUUCAGCUCCCUACCAGGCCAUGGAGUUUUCCAAAGAAGCCCAUUGUGGGAACCAGGGGCACUUGAUCUUUUUGUUUUCAAAGUGCUUGCAUUCCACAGCUUUUGGUUAUUCACUUUUUUUCUGGACUAGACCCCCGUGUGACGCUGUGUGGUACAUGUUGUCCUCAUCUCCCAGGUUCUAUGGACAUAUGAUUAAUAAACUGUUGUAUCAUCUUUUUUUUUUUUUUUGAGAUGGAGUCUCGCUCUGUCGCCCAGACUGGAAUGCAGUUUCACAAUCUCAGCUCACUGCAACCUCUGCCUCCUGAGUUCAAGCAAUUCUCCUGCCUCAGCCUCCCAAGUAGCUGGGAUUACAGGCACCCACCACCAUGCCCAGCUAAUUUUUGUAUUUUUAGUAGAGAUGGGGUUUCACCAUAUUGGUCAGGCUGGUCUUGAACUCCUGACCUCGUGAUCCGCCCACCUCGGCCUCCCAAAGUGCUGUGAUUACAGGCAUGAGCCACUGUGCCCUGCUGCUGUAUCAUCUUUCUAGUGUCAGGUAUUGUGUAUUUGGCCAUAUCCAUAACCCUAGUGUGGCAAUCCUGCCUUCACUAAUGGGGUAAAGAGGAUGAGAUUAAAACAGUGACAUGGGGGGUAAGAACAGGGAGAUGCCUAUGGUGUGGGCAGUGAGGUGGCAGCCCUGGGCUUGGGGCUGUGGUGUCUGGAGAUAGGAGGGAUGUGUAUUCUGAAGAAUGACGUGCAUCUGGAAAGGGAGUAAGUGACAGCUGCAGGGCCCUGGUAUUGAGACUUAGAUGACCUUGGACAUUCCAGGGGAUUUCAUGAUGUGAUAGUAUGGAUCCUUCUAUGCCAGGCCUCCAGCUUAGAUGCCUAUUUAUCCCUGUGCUGGUUUCUCCUCUCAGUUGGGGAGCUUGGGAAGAGAAUGGGCAUGGGGUAAAGAUGAGGGGGUAUGCAUUGUGGGUCCUUGGGAUAGGGGCUCUUGGUGGUUUCAUCUGUUCUCAUUGUGGCAGGGCACUGUGACCUUUGAAGAUGUGGCCAUACACUUCUCCUGGGAGGAAUGGGGUCUCCUUGAUGAGGCUCAAAGAUGCCUGUACCGUGAUGUGAUGCUGGAGAACUUGGCUCUUUUAACCUCCCUAGAUGUUCAUCACCGGAAGCAGCACCUUGGAGAAAAACAUUUCAGAGGCAAUGUGGACAGAGCCUUGUUUGUGAAGACCUGCACAUUCCAUGUGUCAGGGGAGCCUUCCACCUGCAGAGAAGCUGGGAAGGACUUCCUGGCCAAGUUGGGAUUUCUCCAUCAACAGGCCACUCACACUGGGGACCAAUCAAAUAGCAGAAGCGACGGUGGGGCCAUCAGUCACAGAAGAAAAACUAAUUACAACUGUGGAGAGUACACAAAAGCAUUCAGCCGUAAACACACACUUGUUCAGCAGCAGAGAACGCUCACUACAGAAAGAUGUUACAUAUGCAGUGAAUGUGGGAAAUCCUUUAGCAAAAGCUACAGUCUCAAUGACCAUUGGAGAGUUCACACUGGAGAAAAACCUUAUGAAUGUGGAGAGUGUGGGAAGUCCUUUAGGCAAAGCUCUAGUCUCAUUCAGCACCGGAGAGUUCACACUGCAGUACGACCUCAUGAAUGUGAUGAAUGUGGAAAAUUAUUUAGCAACAAGUCUAACCUCAUUAAACAUCGGAGAGUUCACACUGGGGAAAGGCCAUAUGAGUGCAGUGAAUGUGGGAAAUCCUUUAGCCAAAGGUCUGCACUCCUUCAACAUCGGGGAGUUCACACUGGGGAGAGGCCUUAUGAGUGCAGUGAAUGUGGGAAGUUCUUUACAUAUCAUUCCAGUCUCAUAAAGCACCAGAAAGUUCAUAGUGGAUCCAGGCCUUAUGAGUGCAGCGAAUGUGGGAAGUCAUUUAGCCAAAACUCUAGCCUCAUUGAACACCAUAGAGUUCACACUGGAGAAAGGCCUUAUAAGUGCAGCGAAUGUGGGAAAUCCUUUAGCCAAAGGUCUGCACUCCUUCAACAUCGGGGAGUUCACACUGGGGAGAGGCCUUAUGAGUGCAGUGAAUGUGGGAAGUUCUUUCCCUACAGCUCCAGUCUCCGAAAACACCAGAGAGUUCACAAUGGAUCAAGACCCUAUGAAUGCACUGAAUGUGGGAAAUCCUUUACUCAAAAUUCCGGCCUCAUUAAGCACAGAAGGGUUCACACUGGGGAGAAGCCUUAUGAGUGCACUGAAUGUGGGAAAUCCUUUAGCCAUAACUCUAGCCUUAUUAAACAUCAGAGAAUUCAUAGUCGAUAAAAGCCUUGAGUGGCAAAUGUGGAAAAUCUGUUAGCACCCUGGAGAAAUUCCUUGAGUACACAGUGAAUGUGAGAAAGCUUCAGCUGAAGGCCGUAUCUCAUUGAGUGCCACAGAAUGCACAAGGGAAAGACACCUUUGAUAUGUAGGGAUGUCCAGUUGAUACAACAGUUCUGAAGGGGAUCCCUUAUGAGGGUGGCAUCAGCCUGAAUUGAACAUCCUAUAUCUGAACAUCUGCAUAAAUUCCAGGUAUGUGGGAACUGCAUUGCACCUUUUGCCCUGCCCAGGGCCCAUGUCAGAUGUAUGUCUCUGCUGAUACUGUAGUGGAAGCCAUUUUACCUCUACUGCCUGGCAGGUGACCACCAGUGUGCACCACUCGCCCACCCCAGUGUAUUCAGGCCAUGGACCUGACCCGGUUUGGCCCAGAGGACUCUGCUGGUGACCUGAAAAGAGGGACUACAUAUUUCAGGAUAUUGUUGGUGUCACAUGACUCUUGAUAGAGUUUUCCAGCCUCCAGAUCACCAACUGUGGGAACCACCUGCCUCUUACUGCCUUGGUUUGUACAAUAAUAAAGGCCUCAUAAAUCUUG